UGAGGGAAGGAGCGGGAGAGUGGCGGGGGAUGUGUGCUGUUCCCAUCAGCCCAUCAACUCUUUUCAUUCUGCAGUGGACAAGAUAUGGUGAGCAUCCUCCAGUUAGUUCAGAAUCUGAUGCAUGGAGAUGAAGAUGAGGAGCCCCAGAGCCCCAGAAUCCAAAAUAUUGGAGAACAAGGUCAUAUGGCUUUGUUGGGACAUAGUCUGGGAGCUUAUAUUUCAACUCUGGACAAAGAGAAGCUGAGAAAACUUACAACUAGGAUACUUUCAGAUACCACCUUAUGGCUAUGCAGAAUUUUCAGAUAUGAAAAUGGGUGUGCUUAUUUCCACAAAGAGGAAAGAGAAGGACUUGCAAAAAUAUGUAGGCUUGCCAUUCAUUCUCGAUAUGAAGACUUCGUAGUGGAUGGCUUCAGUGUGUUAUAUAACAAGAAGCCUGUCAUAUAUCUUAGUGCUGCUGCUAGACCUGGCCUGGGCCAAUACCUUUGUAAUCAGCUCGGCUUGCCCUUCCCCUGCUUGUGCCAUGUACCCUGUAACACUAUGUUUGGAUUCCAGCAUCAGAUGGAUGUUGCCUUCCUGGAGAAACUGAUUAAAGAUGAUAUAGAGCGAGGAAGACUGCCCCUGUUGCUUGUCGCAAAUGCAGGAACGGCAGCAGUAGGACACACAGACAAGAUUGGGAGAUUGGAAGAACUCUGUGAGCAGUAUGGCAUAUGGCUUCAUGUGGAGGGUGUGAAUCUGGCAACAUUGGCUCUGGGUUAUGUCUCGUCAUCAGUGCUGGCUGCAGCCAAAUGUGGUAGCAUGACGAUGACUCCUGGCCCGUGGCUGGGUUUGCCAGCUGUUCCUGCGGUGACACUGUAUAAACACGAUGACCCUGCCUUGGCUGGAGCGCAAUGGUGCAAUCUCGGCUCACUGCAUCCUCCGCCUCCCAGAACUGAUAGUGCAUCAGCCGACCCAGGUAAUUUAAAAUAUUCUUCAUCCAGAGAUAGAGGUGGUUCUUCCUCUUACGGACUGCAACCUUCAAAUUCAGCUGUGGUGUCUUGGCAAAGGCACGAUGAUACCAGAGUCCACGCUGACAUACAGAAUGACGAAAAGGGUGGCUACAGUGUCAAUGGAGGAUCUGGGGAAAAUACUUAUGGUCGGAAGUCGUUGGGGCAAGAGCUGAGGGUUAACAAUGUGACCAGCCGUGAGUUCACCAGUGUUCAGCAUGGCAGUUGUGCUUUAGCCACCAAAGACAUGAGGAAAUCACAGGAGAGAUCGAUGUCUUAUUGUGAUGAGUCUCGACUGUCAAAUCUUCUUCGGAGGAUCACCCGGGAAAACGACCGAGACCGGAGACUGGCUACUGUAAAGCAGUUGAAAGAAUUUAUUCAGCAACCAGAAAAUAAGCUGGUACUAGUUAAACAAUUGGAUAAUAUCUUGGCUGCUGUACAUGAUGUGCUUAAUGAAAGUAGCAAAUUGCUUCAGGAGUUGAGACAGGAGGGAGCUUGCUGUCUUGGCCUUCUUUGUGCUUCUCUGAGCUAUGAGGCUGAGAAGAUCUUCAAGUGGAUUUUUAGCAAAUUUAGCUCAUCUGCAAAAGAUGAAGUUAAACUCCUCUACUUAUGUGCCACCUACAAAGCACUAGAGACUGUAGGAGAAAAGAAAGCCUUUUCAUCUGUAAUGCAGCUUGUAAUGACCAGCCUGCAGUCAAUUCUUGAAAAUGUGGAUACACCAGAAUUGCUUUGCAAAUGUGUUAAGUGCAUUCUUUUGGUGGCUCAAUGUUACCCUCAUAUUUUCAGCACUAAUUUUAGGGAUACAGUUGGUAUAUUAGUUGGAUGGCAUAGAGAUCAUACUCAGAAACCUUCGCUCACGCAGCAGGGUGGUUGCAGAGUUUGGAGCCAUUUUGGGUAGCUGAUCUUGCAUUUUCUACGACUCUUCUUGAUCAGUUUCUAGAAGACAUGGAAGCAUAUGCUGAGGACCUCAGCCAUGUGGCCUCUGGGGAAUCAGUGGAUGAAGACGUGCCUCCUCCAUCAGUGUCAUUACCAAAGCUGGCUGCGCUUCUCCGGGUAUUUAGUACUGUGGUGAGGAGCAUUGGGGAACGCCUCAGCCCAAUUCGGGUCCUCCAAUUACUGAGGCAUACGUAACAGAUCUUGGAUCCUAGCAUGACUAUACAUGGUGACAUGGUCAUUACAUAUGGAUUAGACCAACUGGAGAAUUGCCAGACUCGUGGUACCGAUUAUAUCAUCUCAGUCUUGAAUUUACUCAUGCUG
Molecule: messenger RNA, 2240 nt
Organism: Gorilla gorilla gorilla (western lowland gorilla)
Lineage: Eukaryota; Metazoa; Chordata; Mammalia; Primates; Hominidae
Product: serine/threonine-protein kinase SMG1-like
Exons: 19
Coding region: 85-1881 (598 amino acids)
Biological process (GO): carboxylic acid metabolic process
Cellular component (GO): intracellular membrane-bounded organelle
Molecular function (GO): carbon-carbon lyase activity; pyridoxal phosphate binding
Source: RefSeq, a predicted model, not a curated record